Triticum urartu is the source of this 3267-nucleotide messenger RNA. The record is from RefSeq and is a predicted model, not a curated record. NCBI's taxonomy places the organism in Eukaryota, Viridiplantae, Streptophyta, Magnoliopsida, Poales, Poaceae.
UCUAUUUCAACCUAUCCAUUUUUCAAAUCGGAGCACAACUGCAUGAGAAUAUACAAAGGGGGAAGCAUAAAAAAAUAUACAAAGGGGAAUGAUUCUCAUCUGAAGAGUCAACUUCCACAACCUGCUUUUCUACUUCCCCAACAGAAACAGUCAAUAUCUUCCUAAUCACCGUUUAAGAGUUUUGCAUCCUUUGCACAUCGAAGUUUAUAGUUUAAUCAGAUGUGUUAUGGUAAGCCUGAUUAAUGAGAAAAGUAUCCGAAGCAGGAGCUCUCUUGGACCAAUUACUAGUUGAGUUACAUUCAAUCUCCUAGAAACAUCCACCGUAGACGAGAUAAGUUAGACUUAUUUAUUAUGGCAAACAGAGAAGAUGAGGUUAUGUUAAGGUUAUUAUUACUACUCGGAGAGGAAAGUGAGUCAGAUUAUGAAGUUUCCGAGCAGUAGGUGCUGUAGCGGAACUCACUGCAAAAGAGGGUAAAUGACUAACCUAACCAGUUUCUGUGUAUGGAACUCUACCAAAGCCCUCCAGUAAGAUAUUUUCAUUUACAUCCUCGUGUAAUUCCAUAGUAGGCCAUAAUUAAGUUGGUUGCUUGUUUUGUGAAAUUGUGAUUGAGAGACCUAUUGACAUGACAUUGAUAGAGGUCGAAUGUAGUUCCAUUAUAAGAUAAGAAGUCCAUUUCUCUUUGAUGUUUCCCAAUACAGUCAAUCAAAUGCCAUUUUCUAUCUAUCCGUAGUUUCUUAUAUGACCACUCACUCUUGAUUCCCUCUUUUUUUGGCGGGGGCAAUCUUGAUUCUCUUGAUCCAUCUAGGUUCACCGGUUCUAUUUGGGCAUGUGCCCUACAAGGUUGGGGCAACCUGGCCUGCAUGUACUGCUGCAACAGCAUCAGCAGAGAAUUUUUCCUCGCGACGACAUUUGGGUUGCUUCUGUGGCUAGGUUUCACCUUCGGGAGAGACACCGAGGCCUUCGGCAACAGCUCCCCCAUGGACACUCUGAAGGAGCUGAUCUGCGGGAAGUGACGAGCAUCAUCAGCAAGCAGUUCAAAGCAGCCGACCGUCCCGGGGUGGGUAGUAGGAACCAGGGAAGCACUCCUGCAAUAAUUUUCUGGUGACCGGCGAGGAAGAACGAACCGGGCCGUGGUAAAAAUCUUGGUAGGCAUAGCAUAUUAUAGAGGUUAAAAUUAAGAAGCGCACGCCGUGGCCGACAGUCCUCCGGCCGUGGUGAACGCUGAGGCGAGAGUCCCACCGACCACCGCAGCUUGCAGAAAGCGCCGUGGGAGUUCACGUGGCAGCAGAAGCUACCGUGUGGCGUGACCACCACCGGCACUGGCCAGCUCGCUUGCGCAUCCGGCAGAAAGGGUACAUACAGUGGAGCAGUAGCAGCAGAUCUGUUCUAUUCGUUGUAAGAAAAAUAAAUAAAAGUUUGCAUUUCUUCUCACCUUGAAUAAAGCUUACCGGCUGCUCAUGCAGGCAUGCAAAUAUAUAGUAUACGGAACAAUUACAUCUUGACUUUGCAUUCUUCAACUCUGUACUCGCAAGCAUUGGGUCAUUUAUUUUUUCAAACUCCUGGUGGCGAGCAAGCGUCUUAGAAUCAAAUGUGAAAAUAUAACCAUUCUUUUUUGUUCAGGCAGAGGAAUGAUUAAUCUGUAUAGUAAAAGGGUGGGAAUAUCUUUGGUUUGUUCUUGGGGAUGGGAGGCCAGUGGGUCAGUGAGUGGGUGGGGCGGGCGGCGGCGGGCCCGGGCCAGGUCCAGUCCAGUCAAGGCCAGCCUAAUAAAAAAGUUUACUCCAGUAAAACGAUGAUUAAAACCGCGGAGACGGGGCGCGGGUGGGCGGGCGACAGCUAGUGUGAACGGAAGGGGCCCCGCGCCCGUCGUCUCUGCGCAGAGAGCGGCGUGUGAAUGGGCGGAAAAGUAAGAAACGUCAGGCAGCGGCUGCAACUGCAGCGGCAUCCACCGGCGAGGGCGAGAAGAAAACGAAGCGAAAAGCGGGGCCAGGCCACGGGCCGGACGCCAGAGGAAGGUCGCGUGGCAGCGCACGCCACCCAAAUCCAAGCCAGGCCAGAAAGCGAGCGCCGACCGCCGCGUCAGCCCGCGCGUGCCGUCGUCGUUGCUAGGCCGCGGCGGGAGAGGGCGGCGGGAGGGAUGAUGGAGGCGGGGGGAGGGGGAGGAGGGUUCAGGGACGAGCGGGUGCCGCAGUGGGGCGUGCAGGAGACGCGGGAGCUCAUCGCGGCGCGCGGGGACCUGGAGCGGGAGGCCGCCGCGGGGCGCAGCGCCAAGACGCUCUGGGAGGCGGUGGCGGACGCGCUCCGGGCGCGCGGGUACCGCCGCACCGCCGACCAGUGCAAGUGCAAGUGGAAGAACCUCGUCAACAGAUACAAGGGGAAAGAAACAUCUGAUCCAGAAACCGGCAGACAAUGUCCCUUCUUUGAAGAAUUACAUGCAGUCUUCACUGAACGUGCUAAAAAUAUGCAACGUCAACUCCUUCAGUCUGAAUCAGGAACUUCAGUUAAAAAGAAAUUAAAGCGACCUAGCGGUGACCAGUCAUCUGGGGAGUCUGAUGAGAACGAAUAUGGCGUUGAAGUCAGCGAUGAUGAGAAACCCGUGAUAAGCAAAAAGCGGAAGGCUGGUGAUAAGGGGCAACCAUCGCAACGAAUGGCGGAAAACUCAAGGGCCGGCAGUUCAAGCAUCCAUGAUCUGUUGCAGGAAUUCCUAGUGCAGCAACAGCAUGUCGAUAUGCUGUGGCAUGAGACGAUGGAGCGGCGCGCCCAGGAGCGGCUCAUUUUCGAACAAGAAUGGAGGCAGUCGAUGCAGAAGCUUGAGCAGGAGAGGCUGAUGCUGGAGCAGUCAUGGAUAGAGCGAGAGGAACAGCGAAGGAUGAGGGAAGAAGCAAGGGCUCAGAAGAGGGAUUCGCUCAUGACCACCCUGCUGAACAAACUCUUACAAGAAGAUCUAUAGAAGACGAAGCUUCUUUGUCAAUGGGUAGAUAAUGUACUAGACCUCAUUUUUCUUACCAUGUUUCAUCGAUUCUUUUUAGCUAUUGCAACAUGCUGUUGUCCAGAAGAAGAUGUUUGAUGUAGCUUAUUAACUUUAUAGGGCUCAUUUCCAAUUCUUUACCGGGGUUAUAUUUAUAUACUAAUUUAUUAGAGAUGUAAGUAUCAGAUGCCAGAUAGGUGAUCUACUGAUCUAUGUGAUUUCCGGAGACAUUAGGCUUUCAGGCAUCAGUCGUCUUGCGCGAAUAUCAUGUGCUCUAGCAUUUUCACGGCACUGUUCCUUA